Messenger RNA from Entamoeba dispar SAW760, 1644 nucleotides. RefSeq lists its product as uncharacterized. The record is from RefSeq and is a predicted model, not a curated record. The transcript has a single exon. The coding region runs from base 1 to 1644 and encodes 547 amino acids. NCBI's taxonomy places the organism in Eukaryota, Evosea, Mastigamoebida, Endamoebidae.
AUGGGAAAUAUAACAACAAAAAACGAUAAAGAACCAACAGAAAGAAAAAAAACAAACAAAGAAGUGAUAGAAAGAAAUGACACAAAUAAAGAAGUAAUAGAAAGAAAUGACACAGAUAAAUCAAGAAUGAAAUUAGGAUAUAAUGAAAUAAUGAUAACAUCAAUGUAUUUUAAUGAUAUUAAUGAUUUUAUUAAUUUAGAAUUUGGAAUUAAAAGAUUUCAAGGAAAUAUGGAACGAUUUCAUUUUAAUCCAAUUCCAUUAAAUGAAUAUUCAAGAAAAUUCUUUCAUAAUAUUGAAACAUUUCAUAUUUAUAAUAAAUAUGAUGAAAUAUUUAAAGAUGGAAAAAUAUUUAAAUAUGUAAUAUGGUAUGAAGUAAAUUAUUCAACAUAUUUAAAAGAAAAAGAAAAAGGAAAUAUCUGUAAAAAUAUAGAAUAUACAAAAGAAGAUAGAAAAUCAUAUGGAAAUACAAUACCACGAGAAGUUACAACACUUGGAGAUGAAUGUUUUAAAUAUUGUUCAACAAUAACAACAAUUAAUAUACCAUCAUCAAUUAGUAAAUUAGGAAAAGAAUGCUUUUUUCAUUGUGCAUUAUUAAAAGAAAUUAAUAUUCCAAAAAGAUUAAAUUUAAUUGAAGAUAGAGUAUUUAGUAAUUGUUUCUCGUUAAAAUCCAUUAAUAUUCCAACCACAAUCAGUAAAUUAGGAAACUACUGUUUUAAUAAAUGUACUUCAUUGACAUCAAUUAAUAUUCCAACAACAACUAGUGAGAUAGGAAAUAGUUGUUUCAGAGAGUCUUCGUCAUUAAAAAGUAUAAUUAUACCAACAACAAUUAAUGAAAUAGGAAAUGAAUGUUUUUAUGGGUGUGCAUCAUUAACAGGAAUUAAUAUACCAACUACAAUGAGGGUAUUACAAAGUGGAUGUUUUUAUGAAUGUACUUCAUUAAAAGAAAUUAAAAUUCCAACAACAAUAAAUGAAAUGAAAUAUGAAUGUUUUAAAGAUUGUUCUUCAUUGACAUCUAUUGAUUUACCAACAACUAUUAAUAAAAUUGAAUAUAGAUGUUUUUAUGGAUGUAUUUCCUUAAAAACAAUAACCAUUCCAACAGCGUUAAGUGAAUUAGGAAAGUCUUGUUUUUAUAAAUGCACAUCAUUAACAAGUAUUAAUAUUAAAGAUGUAAAAUAUAUAUGUCACCAUAAAAUAUUUUUAAAUGAGCCAAUUUUAUUGAGUUUUGAAAUACCACAAAACUUAAAAAAAGUAAAUGGACAAAAUAUAAAAUAUCAAAAUAUAAAUAAAUUUAAUAUCCCAACAACUAUCACUCAAAUUGGUGAUUUUUGUUUCAACAAACUUUCAAAUUUAAAUAAGAUUAAUGUCCCAACAAGUGUUAAAAAAUUAGGCAAAGAAUGCUUCAGUGAAUGCUCGUCAUUGACUUCAGUUACUUUGUCAACUUCAGUAUAUGAAUUAGGAGAUGAUUGUUUCUAUGACUGUAAAGCAUUAAAUCGAAUUGUUAUUCCAACUUCAAUUAGUAAAAUAGGAGAAAGGUGUUUCAAAAGAUGCCGUUGUGAACCAAAACUAAUAGAGCAAGGAGUAAUAAAAAAAGAAGGUAGUGAAGUGAUACUAAUUGAUGAAAAUGAAAUAGAAAUUUUAGAGUGA